This is a messenger RNA of Rhopalosiphum maidis (corn leaf aphid), 619 nucleotides long. RefSeq names its product anaphase-promoting complex subunit 15. The transcript is spliced from 3 exons. Lineage: Eukaryota; Metazoa; Arthropoda; Insecta; Hemiptera; Aphididae. Bases 138 to 485 code for a protein of 115 amino acids. Gene Ontology annotation, biological process: regulation of mitotic cell cycle spindle assembly checkpoint. The record is from RefSeq and is a predicted model, not a curated record. Gene Ontology annotation, cellular component: anaphase-promoting complex.
AGUAUUUUGUAAUCACUAUUUAUUUUUUGUAAUCUUGUCUCUUCGACGGCCGACAACAAUUUAAAUUUUUUAUGAGAUGUUUUUCUUUUAAAUAUUUAUGUUUAUUAAAUUUAAUUUUUCCAUUAUAAUACAUCAUAAUGAAUCCUGGUAUCCCAAUUUUUCCAACUAUGAUCCCAAAUAUCGUCAAUCCGUUAUGGUUUAGUGUUGAUGAGCCUAAAAACGAAGAUACAGAGCUUAUACGAAUAGAGAGUAUCCACCAAAAUUGGUUACUUACAUUAACAAAUAAAAUCAAUGAUAAAGACUUUCCAGUACCAAUUGGCAAAACGGCGACUGAAGUGCAAGAUGAAGAGGAUGAAGAGGAUGAGGAGGAAGAAGUUAAUGCUUCAGAUGAUAGUGAAACCCAUGAUGAGGAAGAUGAUGAUGUUGAAAUGGAUGUUACCAAUACAUAUGAUCGAGAUUCGCCCAUUUCUGUUUCUACUAGAUAAAAAUAAAUAAUAAUAAUUAUGGUUUUAAAUCAUUGAUAAUGAUGGGAAAAAUUGUAUACUCAUUUAAAUAUUUCAUCAUGUAAUACAUCUAAAUAAGUGUUAAAUACAUCUUUAAAUUAUUUUCAUUCAUCAUA